Amphibalanus amphitrite is the source of this 1767-nucleotide messenger RNA. Its product is annotated as trypsin-1-like. Gene Ontology annotation, molecular function: serine-type endopeptidase activity. The record is from RefSeq and is a predicted model, not a curated record. Gene Ontology annotation, biological process: proteolysis. The transcript has 6 exons. Bases 104 to 1042 code for a protein of 312 amino acids. NCBI's taxonomy places the organism in Eukaryota, Metazoa, Arthropoda, Thecostraca, Balanomorpha, Balanidae.
UGCCUUUUGACACACCUAGCGAGACUGAGUGAGGCUACUUCUGAUUGUGAAACGUCUAUCAAUGAUUUUUUAGUGAUUGUGACCGCAUACAUUUCAUCGCACUAUGGCCUUGGAAGGAUUUCGUUGUGUCGUCCUGUUUUUGUGUUCGUGCUGUCUGUCCACCACAGCUGGACUGGGAGUCAUUUGGGACGUCUUUGGCAUCAACAGAGAGAAUGUGACCCGGGAGCACUGGACCCCGUCCCAGGCGGUGCCGCAGAACCGGUUUUUCUUGGGCGACAUCACGCCGGCCGGCCAGCGGAUACCGGGGCUGGCCAAGAACAGCAGGUGCUGCGGCAGGACCAACCGCGACGGCAUCCAGCUCGACAGCGUCGGCACCAAAAUCGUCAACGGCACGGCCACGGAGCGGAGCGAAUUUCCCUGGAUGGCAGCGCUUGUUGAGCGCACGGAUACAUUCCUGGGUGGAUUGCCUUUCUGCGGCGGGUCUCUGAUAAAUGACCGCUACGUGCUGACGGCGGCUCACUGCAUCGCAUGGUGGCCAUCCCCACUAUGGGGUCAGGUCAUACUCGGCAAACACGAACUUCGUGAAACGUCUGAGGGUGAGCUUCGGCUGGACGUGAAACAGAUCAUCUUACAUCCGGGAUACGACGAGAAUAUGUCACAGUUUGUACAAGGCAAUGACAUAGGGCUGCUGAAGUUACGGACGACACUUACUCUGCCCAUCGGGAACAACCGGAUCGCGCCGAUCUGUCUGCCUUCCAGAAGCCAGUUCAUCAAUGCAGAAGCAGAGGUCGCCGGAUUUGGUAUCACGAAGUACAUGGGCGACCCCGUGGUGGACCGGGCCGAUCAGCUGCAGAGCGUCAAGAUGAGGAUCGUCAACAGCGGUGUGUGUGCCUUUAUCAACCCGCCGGGGCCCCAAGUCGAACCGAACAUGGUGUGCGCCCUAGGAACCACCAGCAGGACUGGAGUCUGUCAGGGCGACUCGGGUUCGGCACUGAUGGUGGCCGCUCGGUACAAGAGGUCACGUCGAGGGUUUUCGGCAUAACCAGCUGGGGGUACGGAUGCGCACCCCCGCUCAGCCCGUCAGUAUACGCCCGGGUGCCGUGGUUUUUGGACUGGAUCAUAGGGAAUACGAGAGAUGCCGAAUACUGCUAACAGAGCAAGCGGAGACAGACUGUGCGUGGGAUUAGAGAUGGUCGCGUUAUUGCGUGCCAUGCCAGGUCAUGGAGCGCUACUGUGUUGAUGAUGUGGAGGGCGUUUUGGAGAACCGUCAACCUCGCCCCGCUUGUUCCGCCAUCGGUCCCGCUGGUCCAGUCUCCGGUCACCCCGGGUCCAGUAGUGGUCGAGUGGUCAGUGGCCUGCUCGCAGUCCCCGCCGCGCCCAAGGCGUUUGCUCCCGUAUGGGAUUCGUCAGACUUAGUAGAGGUUAAGACAUUCACUUUGUUUGGUUUCAUUUUCGGUGGGUGAAAAAUAAAAAAAACAAAUAUUUCGGUUUUUUUAGUUACGUGUUCACUGGUUUAAAAGAUGCAAAUACAAGGAGACGAUAUUUACAAAAAGUGACAACAUGCAAAGCUGGUUCGUGCUAUCAAUGAUCUGUAACUUCCUCUUAACACUGUUGCCUAAACUGAAACAAUCGUUUGGUUCGAAUCAUCACAUCGUUAUCGCAUCGCAAUCAUAAGUAAAUUUGGUUGCGCGUCCGACCAGUCGGUCUUCUUAGUCCACGUCGUUAGAGACGCGGUCUCUUAUAUAGAGUCGGUCUGUUAUGUGGACA